UUUUCUUCAAUUCCUAACAAGGAGUUUCGCGUUCGUUAGUAGCAGAAAUGAAGGGCUUCAGGAGUUUGAUAUCGCGAUCUAUGUUUCGCCAGAAAGGAUUCGACCCCUAUGGAGAAAUCAAUACUACUUGUCGUCUAAUGUCUCACCGGGCUUUACACGUUUCUUCUGCAAAAACGACGACGACGACGUCUUUUUUGUAUAACAAAAGCAAUAGCUCUUUCUCGGGUUUCAAAUCGUUAUGGUCUACUUUGCGCCUAGAGCUAUGGACUCCUUUUGCAGGGCAGAGGAGGACUAUGUUUAUACAGACUCAAUCGACACCCAAUCCAUCCUCGCUCAUGUUCUAUCCUGGGAAGCCUGUUAUGGAAGUUGGAAGUGCAGAUUUCCCCAAUGCUCGUUCAGCCAUGAAUUCUCCAUUGGCUAAAGCCCUCUAUGGAAUUGAUGGAAUUAGUCGUGUUUUCUUUGGAUCUGAUUUUGUCACUGUAACAAAGUCAGAUGAUGCUUCCUGGGAUUUCCUAAAGCCUGAAAUAUUUGCAGCAAUCAUGGACUUCUACUCUUCUGGGCAGCCAUUGUUUCUAGAUUCAGAAACUGCAGCUGCAAAGGACACAGCUAUUCAUGAGGAUGAUUCUGAAACAGUUGCAAUGAUUAAAGAACUGCUAGAAACUCGUAUUCGACCUGCAGUGCAAGAUGAUGGUGGAGAUAUUGAGUAUCGGGGAUUUGAUUCGGAAACCGGAAUAGUCAAAUUGAGAAUGCAAGGAGCAUGUAGUGGCUGUCCAAGCUCAUCGGUCACUCUGAAAUCUGGAAUUGAAAAUAUGCUGAUGCAUUAUGUAUCGGAGGUGAAAGGAGUGGAACAAGAAUUAGAUGCUGAAGACGAGGAUGCAGCAUUGGCUGGCCACAUCGAGUAGUUCAAAAUUUUCUUCACCAUCAUGUGGCGUAUUCAUUUGCAUGUUUGAGUAGGAUUUCUGAUAUGCGUUCCGGCAGAGUGCAAAUAAAGUUUGUUGGUUAUUUUUAUUGGUGGGAUAUGUUGUGCCUUCCUGUAAGCUAAGUGCAAUUAUAUAAUGCAAGAGUGAGAAUAUAGAGCUGUAUGGACGACAUUGUAUUACUUGCAUAAAAGAUGUUUGGCAUUUUGUUCUCUAA
Hevea brasiliensis (rubber tree) is the source of this 1134-nucleotide messenger RNA. RefSeq names its product nifU-like protein 4, mitochondrial. The transcript is spliced from 6 exons. Gene Ontology annotation, biological process: iron-sulfur cluster assembly. Lineage: Eukaryota; Viridiplantae; Streptophyta; Magnoliopsida; Malpighiales; Euphorbiaceae. Gene Ontology annotation, molecular function: iron-sulfur cluster binding; iron ion binding. Gene Ontology annotation, cellular component: mitochondrion. The record is from RefSeq and is a predicted model, not a curated record. The coding region runs from base 48 to 902 and encodes 284 amino acids.